AGCCCCAGUGGUAAGAGCAGCACAGUGAAGAGGAGGAUGAGGGGAGUAGAGGAGGAGGAGGAGGCAGGCAGAGGAAGAAGAAGUAUGAAGCAUUCAGCCACAAAUUAGCCCCAAAGACGGCGGGAGAGCAUCGCAGCUUCCCUGGUUGCUUUACGGCCGACUGGACGCUGGAAGGGCGGCAGGAUGGAGGAGGAGAAGCACUUUCUCUGUGGGGUGGUGGAAGGUUUCUAUGGGAGACCAUGGUCAAUGGACCAGAGGAAAGUUCUCUUCCAGUGGAUGCAGGACUGGGGUUUGAAUACCUACCUGUACGGCCCAAAAGAUGACCUAAAACACAGGCUGCUGUGGAGAGAAGUCUAUUCACCUGAGGAAGAAGGUCAGCUGCGCACUCUGAUUGCGGAGGCCCAGUCGAGAGGCCUCGGGUUUGUUUACGCCCUCUCUCCCGGCCAGGACAUCGUCUUCUCAUCCCCCUGUGACUUGACACUUCUUAAACGCAAGCUGAGACAAGUGUCUGAUCUGGGCUGCCGGGCGUUUGCCAUCCUGUUUGAUGAUAUCGACCACUCCUUGUGUCAGGCCGACAGUGAGGCCUUCUCUUCCUUUGCACACGCUCAGGUCACCAUAACCAAUGAGAUUUAUCACUUCCUGGGGGAGCCGCCUGUCUUUCUCUUCUGCCCGACAGAGUACUGCGCUUCUCUGUGUUCUCCCAGUGUGCUGAAAUCUCCAUACCUGCAGACCGUUGGCGAGGACCUGCUUCCUAACAUCACAGUCAUAUGGACAGGAAGUAAGGUCAUCUCAAGAAAACUGUCUGUGGACUGUCUGGCUGAGGUGGAGUCCGUACUCCAGCGUCCUCCACUCAUCUGGGACAACUUGCACGCCAACGACUACGACUCCAGACGCCUUUUCUUGGGUCCAUUCAAGGGACGCGAGCCUCGGCUCAGGGCCCGCCUCCGGGGCCUCCUCCUCAACCCCAACUGUGAGUUUGAAGCCAACUACAUUCCGCUGCACACGCUGGCAAGCUGGUACAGAGCUGGGAGCGAGGAGAGGAAAGAUGAGGAGCCAGAUUAUUCACCUGAAACAGCUUUGUCUGCUGCACUCCAUGACUGGCUGGAAGACCUCAACCAGCCUCUACAAGCAGGUAGGCAGAGUGCCCGAGACCAGCGUUGUUCUGUCGCGGUUUCUCGAUGCAAAACCCCAGACAGAUCCGACUGCAACGCCACUUUGAGGGGGACCUCCGUAGUGGCUAAACUCCCCGUGUUCCCCCUCAACUCUAGUUCCCCUCCUCCCUCACCUACUAAAGCCAAAGGAGACAGGGAAGUACGCGAGGGUGAAAAGCGGCAGCAGACCGGUCAAGCCAACCACCAAGCCCAGGGAACCGGGCAUGGAGUGCCUUCUGGGGGAGGCCGUGGACAUAAAGCCCAGGUUCGAAGCCUCGGUAGUGGGAAGGGCCAACUGAGUGAGUCCCAGGUGCGACUGCUGGUUGGCCUCUAUUACCUUCCUCAUGAACAUGGCCCAUCAGCUCAGAAACUUCUUCAGGAUCUCACCUGGCUGAAAACAAACUGCCAUCUUGUCAGCAUCAACAGCAAGAAAGGUUUACUCCAGAAGGUGGACGAAUGGCGGGGCCGGGCCUCCAGGUUCCUGUCUCUAUGUGAAGACAUAGCGCAGCUGCACUGUAGUGUUGUGGGCGGGGCCAAUCGGGCAGUGCUGUAUGACCUUUACCCGUAUGUAUGGGACCUGAGAAACAUGGCGCUUGUGGCCAAGGCCUUUGUUUGCUGGCUGGAUGGUCGUGUGUUGAAUGACAGCACAACCAUGGCCUCCUGGAGGAACUGCUUCCAUUGGUGUGGGAUGGCCUCAGUAGGGGAUGACCUGGGAGAGGAGGCGGAGCCAUGGGUGUUUAAAGGGGGCGUCUCUGGGGAAGUGCAGAUGCUUCUCCCAAUAGGCAGCAGCAGUGAGCUCUUCACGCACCCCCCUCCUCUCUUUCCCACCUCACGUCUUUACAACAUCAGGCCCUACCAUAGUAAGGACAAGGUGGAGUUAUAUCGGAUGGUGCGUCAGCUUCACCUGAGGUCCCAGUGUGUCCCAGAGUCGAGUGUUUCUCACCCAGAUGUGGUAGGAGACAGGUGUUUGGGACCCUGCCUGGCCUUGUGCCCCGAGUAUAGCUUCAUCCUAGAGGACGAGCUGGGGGUCUGUGGUUGCAUUUUGGGCAUUUUGGAUGUGCGCUCUUUCGCCAAGCGCUGUCAGGUCAGCUGGUUGCCCGCCAUGAGAGACAAGUACCCACCCAAAGGAGGCCACUCCAACAAUCAGGACUUGGUCAAGUUGAUGGAAGAGGACCAGGGAGAAUACCCGGACUCGCUCGUACAUCACUUUCCCUCUCAGCUGCGUCUGGACGCCCUGCCCGAGUUGGUGGACGUCAGCGUCAGUCGCACGCUCCUUGCUGCCCUCCUGACGGCCCUUAAAGCCAAUGGUUCACAGGGUGUGUUCUGUGAGGUGCAGCCAACGGACCGUCAGAGGCUGGAAUUCUUGACCAAACUGGGCUUCUUGGAGAUCCUCAGAGGGGAAGCCAGGAGCAGAGAAGGGGUGGUGAUGGGCAGGCUGCUUUGAGCACAACGCCCCCAUUCACAUACACACACACAAACAUGCUAACAUGCACAGCAACAUGUAAAGUCGCAUGCAGUAGUUACACCUAGACAAUUACGUGUAAAAGAAACAGUACUUAAAAAAGACAAAACGGAGAAUCUGUUAAUUUUAGGGCAUCAAUAUGUCCUUUCAAGGGAAGACUGUAAAAAUAAAGAAGAUUAAAGAGGGAGCAGCGUGUUUACACCAAUCUGGACUUCAAAUGAGGCAGUAGAUUUCCGCUUAUUCGCUGUUAGCGCAAGUCUAUUUUCGGUUUUAAAUGGUAAAUAACUUAUUCAUGUGUGGUAACCUCAAUAGAAAAUUGUUUCAUGGCGCGUUCUGUAUUGGAAAAAUAGUGCUGCUAUGAAUCCAGCAGAGGAUGCUGUCUCACAAGUUAAUUCACAACUUUUUCCAGCAGGAAGAUACUUUGACAAGACGUUUUGUAAGAUCCACACUGUAUACCAGGGCCAUUCAACUGGCAGCCAGGGGGCCAAACUCCAAGUUCAGUUCAAAACGUGGGAGACUUCUUUUUGCUGUGUCCUCCUAAAAACAAUGGAGCGUUUCUGUUGGGCAGAGGAACUUGAAACAGUGUAAGCACAUUGUCUGAUCCUUGCAUUGACAUUUUAACAAUCGAAAGGCAUAACUAGGCUAUUUUGUUCCUAAUUGUGGAAUUUGUAUAUGAGAAAUAGCACAAAACAAAUGUUCACUAGAGGGUGCUGGUUCUCAUAAUAGUGGAGGGCAAAGUCCGGCCCCGGUCUUUAGCUUUGUGAAACUGUGGCCCGAGAAUAAUAUAGUUGAAUAGCACUGCUGUACACCAAGAAUAUACAAUAUAUAAUAUAUUGUUUUGAGGGACACAUUUAUCGAAAGCUAAAGAUCAGAGCCCUGAACUUCUCCAUUCACUAUUAUUCUUAUUUUGCAUACAACAGAGAACCAGCGUCUUCUGCAGUGGACAGUGAUUUUUUUCAUUUGUCAGAGUUAUAGAGGCACUCUGCUGUUUUUAAGGAGCUUCUGCAAAACUAUGAGUCAAAGAUCAUCUCUAUGACAGCAGAAGAAUCUGAUGCAAACAUUUUUUUUAACUAAACUCAAUGGCCAACAGUUAAAUAGCCCAAAAGAUGAAAAAUGGAGGACCUUAAAUGGAACCUUGAGGAACACCACUAGAAUAACUAAAUAAGUUGACCAAAUGGCUACUGAUUGCAUCUGAAGUAAACAAGCUACAGCAACACCUUCAAUUAUAUCAUGAAAAAUAACUUCUAAAAAGAAGAUGACUUAAGGGGGUGCCUUGAGGAACACCUCAGUUAUGUAAAUCACACGUUUGGACCCCAGUGUUCUGGUUUUGCUUGCAAGGUUAACAUGUCAAUGCAAUGAUCUGCCAUCAUUCUACAGGAGCACACAAGUGUUUUGGGGAAUUUGCUGCAACAAAUGUUUGUCUCCCAAGCUUUGAACUGAACUCUAGGGUCGGUGUGAUGUCAUUUAAAAUGGGUUUAUUAACUGUGAGAGGCCUAUUAUUGGGUUUAAAGUAUCAAAAAUAGGCAUUUUAGAGCUUUUUUGAACAUAUAACCUGCGAAUAGCGAGGAUCUACUGUACUGUAAAGCAGUGGUCCCCAACCACCGGGCCGCGGCCCGGUACCGGUCCGUGGACCGAUUGGCCGCACAAGAAAUUAAAAAAUUAAAAUUAAAAUUAAAUUAAAUCAACAUAAA
Messenger RNA from Entelurus aequoreus (snake pipefish), 4304 nucleotides. Its product is annotated as protein O-GlcNAcase. The record is from RefSeq and is a predicted model, not a curated record. Gene Ontology annotation, molecular function: beta-N-acetylglucosaminidase activity. Bases 184 to 2595 code for a protein of 803 amino acids. Gene Ontology annotation, biological process: glycoprotein metabolic process. The transcript has 17 exons. NCBI's taxonomy places the organism in Eukaryota, Metazoa, Chordata, Actinopteri, Syngnathiformes, Syngnathidae.